This is a messenger RNA of Drosophila bipectinata, 2619 nucleotides long. It is a transcript of the gene ClpX, whose product is annotated as Caseinolytic protease chaperone subunit. Lineage: Eukaryota; Metazoa; Arthropoda; Insecta; Diptera; Drosophilidae. Gene Ontology annotation, cellular component: mitochondrial matrix. Gene Ontology annotation, biological process: protein folding. The record is from RefSeq and is a predicted model, not a curated record. Gene Ontology annotation, molecular function: ATP hydrolysis activity; protein dimerization activity; zinc ion binding.
CUCCAGAAGCGGCCACCUCAACAAUACCAAUUCGUCAAAUCUGCACCAGCAGCGGAAGAGCAAGAAGAAGAAGCACCCAAGCGGCCAGCUGAGCAGUGUGGAAGCAUAGGGGAGAAGGGAAACGGAACAUAUAAGUAGGAAAAGGAGCAGGUGAUCGAGGAGGCGGAGAGCAGAAGGAUCAGGAGCAGGUUUUAGCCACCAUGAGCAUGGUGCGGCGGAUUAUCCUGCUGGGUCCCAAAUACAGUGUCUGGGCAAAGGGUAGCGGGGUUGGACACACACAACGCUCGGCGAGAUGCGUUAUUUUGAGCACACGGAAUGCAGAAGAUGGAGUUUCGGGUGUGCGUCGCUUUCACCUGGCCACACGGCAUUGCACCCUCAGUCGGCAAGUCAUGCUCGAGCCCGCCAUGGCCAUACCGGCGUACAUUGACAUAACUAACGCCUCCAGCAGGACGCCCGACGAUUCGGGUGAGAGCGGUCGGUCAGGAGGCUCCUCUAAGAGUCCUAGCUCUGGAGCGGGGUCUGGAUCUAGUGCAAGUUCAUCCAGUAGCGGCACCGAUCCUCCUGGCAGCGGAAGUGGAAGCGGUAGCGACAAGUUCCUCUCGUGUCCGAAAUGCGGUAGCGCCUGCACCCAAGUGGAGACGUUCGUUAGCUCGACGAGAUUUGUCAAGUGCGCCAAGUGCAACUACUUCUUUGUUGUUCUGUCUGAAGUGGAGACUAAGCAGCGGGCCAAGGACGAGCCAAAGAAUCAGCGAAAGCCACCUCCACCGCCGCAGAAGAUCAUGGAGUAUCUGGACAAGCAUGUGGUUGGCCAAGACUUUGCCAAAAAAGUUCUAGCAGUAGCUGUUUAUAAUCAUUAUAAACGCAUCCACCACAACCUGCCGCAGCUCCAGCAACAGGGCAGUGGAAGUGGCAGCGGAGCCGGCAGUGGCGGUUUGGAUGGAAUUCCACGUCCCGACCUUUUGCACAUCACCGGAAUCGGUCAUACAUUAAACAGCACGCCGGGUAGCGAGCUGCCGCCCAAGUCGCCCUCCCAGAUGGGUCUGGGUGGCGGACUGGGCGGAUCCGGACUCGGCGGAGGCUUGUCUGGCGCUUCAUCUUCAUCAUCCCGCGGCGGUGGCGGUGACAACCGAGCCGGCUCGGAGAUUUUAGACAGACAGUCCAACGAUGUCAAACUGGAAAAGAGCAACAUUAUUAUGCUCGGCCCGACCGGAUCGGGCAAGACGCUGAUCGCCCAAACCAUAGCCCGCUGCUUAGAUGUGCCCUUCGCGAUCUGCGACUGCACCACGCUGACGCAGGCAGGAUAUGUCGGUGAGGACAUCGAGAGCGUAAUUUCGAAGCUGUUGCAAGAUGCCAACUACAACGUGGAACGCGCUCAGACGGGCAUUGUCUUCCUGGACGAGGUAGACAAGAUCGGUGCCGUUCCCGGGAUCCACCAGCUUCGGGAUGUCGGCGGCGAGGGCGUUCAGCAGGGCAUGCUGAAGAUGCUAGAGGGUACAGUUGUCAAUGUGCCAGAAAGGAACUCACCGCGUAAACUGCGCGGGGAGACGGUUCAAGUGGAUACCACAAACAUCUUGUUCGUUGCCUCGGGUGCCUACACAGGCCUAGACAGGCUCAUUGCACGCCGCCUCAAUGAAAAGUACUUGGGCUUUGGCAUGCCUUCGACCAGUGGUUCUGGACGCCGCGCAGCUCAGUCAGCCGCCAGUCCCAUGGAUAACGAUCAGGAGGAACGUGAUAAAUGCCUGACCAAAGUUCAGGCACGUGAUCUCGUCGAGUUCGGCAUGAUUCCGGAAUUUGUUGGGCGUUUUCCAGUUAUAGUGCCUUUCCACAGCUUGAACAUUAGCAUGUUAGUACGCAUCCUCACCGAGCCACGAAAUGCCCUCGUACCCCAGUACAAGGCACUGUUAGGACUUGAUGAUGUGGACCUAACCUUCACCGAUGAUGCGGUUAAAUCAAUUGCUCAGCUUGCAAUGGAAAGACACACGGGUGCUCGAGGACUGCGCUCCAUAAUGGAGCAACUGCUAUUGGAUCCUAUGUUUAUAGUGCCUGGCUCGGACAUCCGAGGGGUUCACAUUACCGCCGAUUAUGUAAAGGGCGGCUCAGCGCCUGUUUAUAGUCGCGAAUCGGACACGACGGCAUCCGGAUCCCCCGCCACAGACUCCGAGACCACAAACGAUAAUGAUAAGAACUUUGAGGAUAGUGAAAAAUCUUCAUAUAAUGAUAAAUUGGUUGGUUCGCCGUAGCUUCCUUGCCCGAACCCCAUCAAUCUGUAAAUUAUGACCCGAUGAGGAGUAAAUGAACCUCCCACAUAUAUAUAUAUUUAUAUAAAAUCCCAAUCCAUAUGCAUCUGUGAUUCAUUAUCGACGAGCAGCGCAAUCUUUUGAGCCCGAAGCAGUUGUAAGCAGAAUAACAUCCUAACAAAAAUUAAUAUGAAUAAGAAGCUGAAUAAAACACUUUUUUUUUUGUAAUUUGGUAAAUUUUUAAUUCGAAAUUACCAUGUUGAUGAUUGUGAUGUGGUCGUGGUCUGUUGUACCUCUUGACGGUAGGAUCCUCUAUUGCAUAUACCAAUUAUAUAUAAAAACAUAAACAAAUAUAUUUAGGCAAAUUGUGCAUAGUCUAAAA